AUGACGCAAGCCGGAUCUAAGCUGAGGAGACUGGAGGCUCCUGAUCUGGGUUUGGUGUCGAUGAAGCGAGCCGCGGGAGCUCUGGAGGUCGGCACACCAUAUUACCAGGACGCACAGCUACAGGUCCGCAUCUACUGGAAGAAGAGAGGAGACGCUGCUGUGAACCGCUAUCACGUUCAGUGGAUGCCUGAAUACUGCAGCCACAACCGAAGCGGAGCGCCGCAGAAAUCACUGACUCAGGAGAACUUCAUCAAUCUCCCCGGUCUGCUGUUCUCCUGUAAGUACAGAGUCACCGUUCACGUGCUCAGCGCUAAACGACGCUCCAAAGACGAGAGCAUCAGCUUCCUGACGCCGUCCUGCGCGACUCUCCAGAGCAAGAGCGUCAAACCCAUCGCCUGUCCCGGAGACGCACCGCUGGCGAAGGUUUCGGUGAAGCCUGAGAAUCUGACGGCGUCCUUCAGCUUCCGCGACGGUAACGUGACGGCUCGUUUCCUCUGGAGGGUGUCGCGUUCGCAGCCGCUUCAGCCCGUCACUGGUUUCCAGGUCACGUGGGCGGAGGUUUCUAGUGCGAGCCGUCCGAACAGCCUUCCCAACAGCAUCAUUUCCCAGUCUCAGAUCCUGCCACCUGAUCGUAACCUUCUGGUCGUGUCCAACCUCCAGCCGGCCACUUUCUACAGGUUAGAGGUUCAGGUGAUCACCGCGGCGGGAGAAGGACCUGCGACAAAGAAGGUCUUCCAGACACCGCUUCAGCAAAAAGCUCGUCUUCAUCAGCAGCAGCAGCAUCAGAAGUCUUCAGCUGAGAAACACUGAAACGGUCAGAAGACGCAACACAGCGUGCAGCUAAUCGCAGCUUUCGACAGACCCGAAACCACAGAUAUUCAGCAUCUGCUCUGAACGCCUCACCCUUGUUCUCUCCUCAAGCUUUGUGGUUUUCAUUGCAAUGACUUUGAUUUUGAAAUAACCCUGAAUUCUCGAGCAACAGCAAUGUUUUAUGUGUGAAUUUACAUCAUUUAAGAAAGUUAAUGUCAACGGGUGAGGUAAAUCUUGGCAAUUUAGUCAUACUACAGUUGAGGUCAAAAGUUUACACCCCCCUUUCAGAAUCUGCAAAAUGUUAAUUAUU
Sinocyclocheilus grahami is the source of this 1120-nucleotide messenger RNA. Its product is annotated as anosmin-1-like. The transcript is spliced from 7 exons. Lineage: Eukaryota; Metazoa; Chordata; Actinopteri; Cypriniformes; Cyprinidae. Bases 1 to 810 code for a protein of 269 amino acids. The record is from RefSeq and is a predicted model, not a curated record. Gene Ontology annotation, molecular function: protein binding. Gene Ontology annotation, cellular component: cell surface. Gene Ontology annotation, biological process: neuron differentiation.